Messenger RNA from Histoplasma mississippiense, 1035 nucleotides. RefSeq lists its product with no specific name. The record is from RefSeq and is a predicted model, not a curated record. The coding region runs from base 1 to 1035 and encodes 344 amino acids. NCBI's taxonomy places the organism in Eukaryota, Fungi, Ascomycota, Eurotiomycetes, Onygenales, Ajellomycetaceae. The transcript is spliced from 3 exons.
AUGCUUGCUGGUGCUUAUCAUAUUGGCCAAAAGCCGAUCCACUCAUCGCUUCGUGGUUUUUGCCACGAUACUGAUGAUGUUGAGGAGGAGUUUUCUCUCCUCAAUGAAGAGCAACUGAAGCAAGUUUAUGGUGGUGUGUAUCCAACUGAUUUUCCACGAGAAGCUAUUCGCUUGAAAACUACAUUGCAGCAGCAUUCGCUUUUGCAGGCAAAAUUCAGCCGUGCAGAAUCAGAUAGAGGCGAAAUUAAGCGCCUUCGUUUCCACAGAGGAUUGUCGGCUACAUCUAUCCUCCACCGAAUAACUCCUGUUCAUGAUCGCCUGGUUGAAGGAACAAGAAAUGUCUUCUACGAUCACUUUUACGCCAAAAACCUAGUUAAUCGUUUCAUCAUGUACACAAAUUCAACAUUCUAUAUCGGUGCUGAUACCCCCAAUACCAUCCGUCUCGUUCCUGAUCUUGCGAUCUGCUCUGCCUCGCAACAUCCGUUCCUUGUCCUUGAGGUUGGUUUGAGUGAAAAGUACGAUGAUAUGCUCGAAACGGCCAAGACAGUACUCUCAAAAUCGCCCACGACAAAGUUAUGUAUCAUAAUAAAGGUCUUCGAAAAGCCUCUGUUUCGACCACCAGUCAAACUCGGAGAUUUCCUCUGCAAACCACGUUCUGACAUUCCCAUCCCAUCGCCACUGUCAAUGAAUGACUGCCAUGCAUGUGAGAGUGAACCAGAGGGUCCCAUUAUGGUCAAUGGCUUGAGAUGGGUUGGCAAAUUAUCUGCCUUCUGGGAAAUUUGGGGUAGAGAUAUCUCAGGCAACCCCGCCGUCAUCGGAGAGAGACUGUUAUUGCAACUUCAGUGGUUCUAUGGUCCGAAUGCCCAGUCUCAAACCAUUAAAGUCGACCUAACAGGACUCGAAGGAAACUCCACGGAAAUUGCUAUUAAAAGCUCUGUUUUGGCCCAGGCGAUACACAGCUCACGCGCCCACCUGGCGGCCAAUCGUUGUUAUGAAUUUCUCACAAAUUGGUCUGCAAAAAGACAAAAAACUUAG